AUGACGAGAGGAUAUUCGUUAGAACAGGAUUUAAGAUUAUUAAUAAAUAAUCCAAAAUAUAGUGAUUUAGAAAUUUUAUGUGAAGAUGAAAAGAAAUUACAUGCCUGUAGAGCAAUCUUAGCAGCAAGGUCCGAAGUAUUCGAUAGUUUACUUUAUAAUGGAAUGAAGGAAAGUUACGAAAACCAAAUUUCUUUUCCAAAGAUUGAUUUCGCUGGAAUGGAAAUUAUAUUAGAAUAUAUUUAUACGGGAUCAGUUAAAGAAGAAUUUUUAACAAAAGAUAAUGUAAUUGAAGCUUUUUAUGCUGCAGAUUAUUUUCAAUUAUUAGACCUUCAGGAUUUUAUAACAAAAACGGUCAAGAGCACUAGUUUAUCAAAAAGUUAUUUACCAGAAUUACUAUCAAAAUUUUCAGAAAAAAUGCCAUUAGCAGAAGAUAACGUUCUUCUUAAUUUAUUGAUUGAAGCAGUAGCGAUUAUGCCACUAAAUAAUAUUGAAUUUGGUCGGUUAUCUAUUGCGGGUCUUAAAUAUCUUUUAUCCAUUACACAUGAAAAAGUAAAGUCUUUCGCAACCCCAGAAUAUGAAGUUUUUCGGUAUAGUGCACUUCUAGUAGCUAAACAAGUAUCUAAUGGUGCAUAUGAAAUUCUAAAGGAACUGCUCCCAACCUUAGAACAAACAAAGAAUUUAAUCAAAGUAGAAAGUAAAGUUAUUGUGGAUCGUCAAAAAGUCGCUGAAGAGUUAGAACCUUUGGUUGAAUUUAUUGAUUUCAGAAGAAUUAAUGCUCAAAUAUUAGCUGAUAUUAUUGAACCAUUAGGAAUAAUCCCAACUGAAAUAAUUUACAGUGCUUAUCGACAUACAGCAUUAUUAAAUAAUAAUUCAUAUUUGAGCAGUAUUCGUGGAAAGCAAAAAAUAAUUAAUGAAUCCGAUUAUGUUUGGGAUGUGUCAACAUGUGAAUCAAAACUUAUCAUUGAAAACAAUGGAAAAAUUGUACAAGUACCAAAUAAUUGUGGGCGUCAGAAUGUUAGAGCUAAAAUGACGUUAGAAAGCAAGGAUAUUUUUGAGUGGGAUGUCAUUAUUGAGAAAACUUGUAAUUGUGCUUGGGUUGGAGUAUGUGCGUCAGAAAAUUUUAAUUAUGAAAUAUUUGCAGGUGAUCAGCCUACUGGAUGGGUAUUAGGUUCCAACGGUUUUUGUCGUAAUUCUAAUAGAGAAUUAAAGUAUUGUCCAUCAUUUGGAGAUGGCACUAAUGUUACUGUUCAUUUAGAUAUGAAUAAGGGAACUUGUUCUUUUACAGUUAACGGCACAAAGUAUCCAGAAGUACCGGAAUGGAAUAAUUUACCACCAAAACUUUAUCCGGUUGUUUCAUUAAAAUUUCCUGGUCGUCUUCGAAUUCAACCUCAUCAAUAA
This is a messenger RNA of Rhizophagus irregularis DAOM 181602=DAOM 197198, 1398 nucleotides long. RefSeq lists its product as uncharacterized. Gene Ontology annotation, molecular function: protein binding. Lineage: Eukaryota; Fungi; Glomeromycota; Glomeromycetes; Glomerales; Glomeraceae. The record is from RefSeq and is a predicted model, not a curated record.